This is a messenger RNA of Neocloeon triangulifer, 868 nucleotides long. Its product is annotated as prenylated Rab acceptor protein 1. Lineage: Eukaryota; Metazoa; Arthropoda; Insecta; Ephemeroptera; Baetidae. Gene Ontology annotation, cellular component: Golgi apparatus. The coding region runs from base 150 to 749 and encodes 199 amino acids. The record is from RefSeq and is a predicted model, not a curated record. The transcript is spliced from 4 exons.
UGUUGUUAAUAGUUGGCAAGUCCGUGUUGGCAGAGUGGCAGUAUCUGUGGGCAGUAUACACGACAGUGAAAAACCCCUUUUUUACUUUGUACGAAAAAUGUUUUGAUUUUUAAAUUUCUAGUUUUCUACUUGAAUAUAAUCUUGUAUAAAUGGCUGACGUUGAGGUCAACGUGUCUGGAGAGAUGGAGGUUCCUCCCGAGGGAGCGGUCAGCCAGCCGCUCUCAUUUAAAAGCAUAAUGCAACUUCCAAACAAGCUGACUGUUCCUGCUGCUACAGAGUGGGUGUACCAGAGGAGACAGAACGUCCGACCGUGGACAACUUUUUGCAGCACAUCAAGAUUUAAAACUCCAGCCAGUGUUCCUCGUUUGACUCGGCGCCUUGUUAAAAAUAUUGAAUACUUCCAGAGCAAUUAUCUAUUUGUCUUCAUUGGCCUUGUCAUUUUUUGUUUACUUACGUCACCUCUGCUCCUUAUUGCUGUGGCAGCAUCUUUAGGCGCUUGCUAUGUUUUGGCCCUGAAACACGCAGAGAGGAAGCUUGUGAUAAUGGGGAAAGAACUCUCGCUUGCUCAGCAGUACAUGAUGGUCUGCAUUUGCUCGAUUCCUGUAUUUAUCUGGGCUGGCGCACAAGCUGCCGUUUUCUGGGUCAUAGGAGCGUCUGUUUUUACAAUUUCACUACAUGCCGCAUUUUACAACAUUGAAGCUUUGCUAUCACCAGAAGAAGAAUUUGACCUUGUCAUGCAGCAAGUGUGAAUUGUGAAUUACUUGUAAAUUUUUACACAUUUUUGUAAUAUUAUUUUUGUAACCCAGAAAGGGAAUGAAAAUCUGUUAAUUUUAAUUGAUAUUUAUUAAAAAGUGAAUUUAUCUUCAAG